GAGGGCACUGCUCUAUUUUUACAGACAGGAAGUGGUCGCUUGUUGGAACAAAACACUGGUGUUUUGAAAAUAUCGCUUCUCGAAUUAAGGUUGUACAUAAUGGCAGAGGACGCAGAAGUUGGUUUGUCCUCACGAACUGAGAGGAAAGCGCUCGAAAGGGAAAAAAUACUGCAGCGGGAGAGAGAGAGAAAGAUUCUCAGAUUGAUUGGACACGUAUUAAAAAAACCGCAGGCUGAGAGGUCGGAGGAGGAAACCGCUGUGCUGCUUCGUCACAAAGACGCCGUGGAGGAUUUAAGCAGGAGACAUGUGCGGAGAAAUGUUCUUAAGAAAAGACAGGAAGAGGUUUGUGAUGAUCCUGAAGAACUGAGAAAUAAAGUAAGGCAACUUGCUCAGGCAAUCAAACAAGCCAAUCAUCUGGUUGUUUACACUGGAGCUGGAAUUAGUACGGCUGCUUCUAUUCCAGACUACAGGGGCCCUAAUGGGGUAUGGACUCAGCUCCAGAGGGGAUGUAGAGUCAGUUCAUCUGACCUGAGCAGGGCCGAACCGACCCUUACACAUAUGUGUAUUAGUAAGCUUCAUACAGAAAACAUGGUUAAGCAUGUUGUGUCGCAAAAUUGUGAUGGACUCCACCUGCGCAGUGGUCUACCCAGAGGUGCCAUGUCCGAACUCCAUGGCAACAUGUUUAUUGAGGUUUGCGUAACCUGUUCUCCAGCGAGGGAAUAUAUUCGUUUAUUUGAUGUGACGGAGCGGACAUCGCUUCACCGGCAUGGGACAGGUCGCAAGUGCAGCCAUUGCGGGAGUGAACUCAGGGACACCAUAGUGCACUUUGGUGAACGUGGGACAUUAGAGCAACCGCUGAACUGGAAAGGAGCAUCAAGGGCUGCUGAGUUCGCAGAUGUUAUCCUUUGUCUGGGUUCCAGUCUCAAGGUGCUGAGGAAGUACAAUUGUCUGUGGUGCAUGAAUAGACCAGCAAGCAAAAGACCCAAACUGUACAUCAUCAACCUGCAGUGGACAGCGAAAGAUAAUCUGGCUGACCUGAAAAUUAAUGGCAAGUGUGACGAUGUUAUGACUCUCCUGAUGAAAGAGCUAAACUUAGACCUUCCUGGAUAUGACAGGGCUCAGGAUCCCAUCUUUACUUUAGCAACACCUCUGUUACCUGAAGAGGAAGACAGCCAUAACCGUGAGGUCAUAACUUUGGAAUGUAGGCCACAAGAAGACCUUGGUGAGGCUGAACGACAUGCAGCAGAGACUAAGGUUGUGCAAGGUGGCUGGUUUGGCAGAGGCUAUGGAAAAGGAAGAAGAAAGAAAAAAAAAAAGUAUAACUAAAAAUACUUUUGUAGGCUGUUUAUAUUGUGUCAUGUUACUUCACUCAUGACCUAGCCCAUUUUUUUUCAUUCACUACUCCAAGUACUCUCUGUGGACUUGGAGAAGUGGUUAUGGUGUUCUGAAAAGGGUAUUGCUUGUUGCUAAAUCAUCAGUUCGAUCGAACAGUUCCUAGUUGUUACAUUUUUACACUAGGGUUGUGACAAGAUCUAGUGGCACUAGAUCAGGGGAUAUUAAAACAUCAGUAUGGUUGGUAUGGUUCGUAAUAAAUGGUAUGUUUAAAUAUUUUGCUGCAAUACAGUACUAAAAACUGAUCCUUGGUGCUCCUCGACCUCUACAAAGAGCGCAACGCCUAGGUUAUAAAAGUCCUGAAGUGGGCAGAGAGAAUUGCUUUAACAUCUGAUGGUUGGUCUUCCAGUGGAACUCUGUUUACAGCUCACACUAGCAACUGGGGAAUGCAAAAUGUGGUCCUGUAAACUGACACACUUUUUAAUGUCCAAACAUCAUUUUAUAUAUUAUUGGAUAUUAUUGGAAAGGAAUGUGACCAUGCAAUACAGUAUUUAUAAUGACUAAAUUAACUGACUAAUUUAAACUGACGGUAUUUCUUUAGGAAUGAUUUGCACAUUUUUUCCAAGCAAAAAUAUUUAUUUCAUUUUUUAUAGUGUAAAGGUUUACAUGGAAAGUUGUAGGAUCACACAUGGCUGCAAUUCAAGGAUCACGACUUUAGUUCUGAAAAACAAAUCAGUUCUUUUGUCGUUUAAUAAAACUUCUUUUUUUUAAGCAUGCAUGUCUAAUCUAAUCAUAAAUAUCAUCUUGAUCUAGUGAGACCAGUAUUGUUUAUCGUCUUGUCUUGUAAGCUAAGUCUCUCAUGCCACCCUAUACUCAUCAAAAACGCAUUGCUAGACAACAAUAGAGAUUGUUUUAAGUGAUUACUUGCUGCUAUUAAUUUAAUUUUAAUAAUGACUUUAAAAGCAGGAUGUUUUAUACUUUUAUUUUGUUACUGCAGUAUGAACAAAAGUGCAAUAAAUGUUGGUUUGCAUACACUUAA
Molecule: messenger RNA, 2371 nt
Organism: Cynoglossus semilaevis (tongue sole)
Lineage: Eukaryota; Metazoa; Chordata; Actinopteri; Pleuronectiformes; Cynoglossidae
Gene: sirt7
Product: sirtuin 7
Exons: 10
Coding region: 100-1326 (408 amino acids)
Cellular component (GO): nucleus; chromatin
Molecular function (GO): histone H3K18 deacetylase activity, NAD-dependent; NAD+ binding
Source: RefSeq, a predicted model, not a curated record